AUGUCUUCAACUCUGCUCCAGUCUGCACCCAUUGCCAUGAUGCGGGAUUCCCUAGGAGCAUUCAGAACCUUCACUCUCCUGACUGUCGGGCUUCUCCUGAGUCUCUGCGUGAUCAAGACAGUGAAGCAUCGACGGCGGUAUCAUGGAUUACCAACGCCUCCGCAUAAUAUGUUGCUGGGGAAUCUGGGGGUCGUGCUAGCCGAGAUUCUGGCAUCGCCUGAGGGGUUUUUCCAUCUAUUCUGUGUUGAGAACAUCCGACGUAAGUACAACAUGCCCUCGGUCUUCUAUCUUGACCUUUGGCCGAUCCUACCCUCGAUCAUGGUCGUCGCCGAACCGGCCGUCGCCAAGCACAUGACGCAAGUACAGCCCCUGCAACGCGAGCGAUUUUCGCCAAAUCUGUUCAGUCCGCUAUUGACUGCCGAAUUUAUCCUGGCCAUGGAACAGAAGAAUUGGAAGAAGGAGAACCCGGCCCUGAAUGCGGCCCUCACAUCGACACGCGUGAACGAAGCCACGUCCUUGCUGUUCCCCAGCCUGCAUUCGUUACGCUCCCGCCUACACUCAAUAUCCCAAAGUGGGAAGCAGUAUCCUAUCAAAGACCUGUUGAUUUCGUAUAUCAUUGAGGUCGGCGGCGUCAUCCAGCUAGGCGGGUCCUUUGAUCUCCUGGCCGAGACAAGCGCCUUGGACCCCAUUAUUAAGCGGUCGUUGGAUAUGAUGGGAUGGAAUCCCGUCAAGCGAUAUAUCUGCUCGAAGGAAAUAAAACAGCGCACAGACUGUCUCAACAGGGUUCUUGUUGCAACUGUCCAAAACACAGCGCAAACAGGGGAAUCUGGCAUGAUGAGCCAAUCACCGAUCUAUUUGGCCCAUGUGGAACAAUUGGCAAGCGGUCGAAUGGAUCAUGCAGAAUCGAUCGCCUAUCUGGUUAACACAAUGAAGGUGAUCAUUUUGGCUUCGGUUGUCACAGCAGGGGCGGCCUCGUACUGUUACCUGUUCCUGCAUAAGCAUCCCGACUGCUUGCGGGAGAUGCGGGAAGAACAUGAUCGUGUGUUUUCCCCCGACAGAACCCAGACAUGGGAGCUGUUGCAGAAGGAGCCACACCGGAUCAAUUCAUUACAUUUUACCCUGGCCGUCGUCAAGGAAACCCUGCGCCUGAUUGGUGUUGGUGGGGUGUUUAAGAAACUGAAAGCUGAGGAGUUCCUCGAGACCGAAGGCAGCGUAUAUCCGGUGGUGUGCAACGUGGCUUUUAUCUGUCACUUGGCCAUGGGUCGUCGUGCAGACCUGUUCCCUGAUCCCGAUGCCUUUCGGCCUCAUCGCUUCCUCCCUGGGGCUAACCCCCCCAUUCCUGCUGACUCAUUUCGUCCUUUUGAGAAAGGCCAACUGAGUUGCCCGGGGCAAAAUCUGGCUUUAAAAUCGCUGGUUUUGCUGCUCUUAACCACUAGCCGCGAGUUUGACUUGGUUCCUGUGUUUUCUAAAGGUGCCCCCCGAGCGGCAGAAUACCUGGGUGGCGAAGGGUAUCCUGAGUUCCACAUUGGGCCUCAUGUGAAUAAAGGAAUGCCCGUGAUGGUUCACACCAGGGUCGACGCAUGA
This is a messenger RNA of Penicillium samsonianum, 1584 nucleotides long. RefSeq names its product cytochrome P450. NCBI's taxonomy places the organism in Eukaryota, Fungi, Ascomycota, Eurotiomycetes, Eurotiales, Aspergillaceae. The record is from RefSeq and is a predicted model, not a curated record. The coding region runs from base 1 to 1584 and encodes 527 amino acids. The transcript is spliced from 6 exons. Gene Ontology annotation, molecular function: heme binding; oxidoreductase activity, acting on paired donors, with incorporation or reduction of molecular oxygen; iron ion binding.